This is a messenger RNA of Ixodes scapularis (black-legged tick), 902 nucleotides long. RefSeq names its product elongation of very long chain fatty acids protein 4-like. The transcript has a single exon. Gene Ontology annotation, molecular function: fatty acid elongase activity. The coding region runs from base 1 to 861 and encodes 286 amino acids. Gene Ontology annotation, cellular component: endoplasmic reticulum membrane. Gene Ontology annotation, biological process: very long-chain fatty acid biosynthetic process; fatty acid elongation, polyunsaturated fatty acid; fatty acid elongation, saturated fatty acid. NCBI's taxonomy places the organism in Eukaryota, Metazoa, Arthropoda, Arachnida, Ixodida, Ixodidae. The record is from RefSeq and is a predicted model, not a curated record.
AUGUCCAUCGUUCUGAACUCGGUGCGAUACCUAAACGACCUAAAGGAAAACGGAGACCCCAGGACACGGGACUAUGGCAUUGUGCUGAGCCCGGCUUUCGUGUUUCCUUUGAUUUUUGUCUAUUUGUAUUUCGUUAAGAUCGCUGGUCCAAGAUGGAUGAAGACCAGGGACGCCUUCAAGAUUCCGACCAUCAUACGCAUGUACAACCUGGGCAUGGUCGUUCUCAACGCCAGGUUUCUCUACCUCCUGCUCAAAUUCACGUACGCACCGGGUGGCCGCUACAGCCUGUUCUGCCAGGGAAUCACUGGCAAGAUGGACAGCCAGAUGGCCGUACUUUACAAGGCCGGAUGGUGGUACGUCAUCGUGCGCUACGCCGACUUCCUGGACACCGUCUUUUUCGUCCUCCGCAAAAAGUUCAACCAGGUUUCCAACUUGCACGUCAUUCAUCACAUCCUUGUGGUCUUCAACGCCUGGUUCUGGGUCCUCGUCGCCCCAGAAGGACAGCCCGCCCUGGGACUUUGCAUCAACACUUUUGUACACGUGAUUAUGUACUCCUAUUACUUUUUGUCCACCUUCGGACCCGAGGUCCGUCAGUACCUCUGGUGGAAGCGCUACCUAACCACACUGCAGAUCUGGCAGUUCAUUGUCUUCAUCAUUCACAUGUGUAUUCCACUUUUCUAUGACUGUGGCUUCCCUAAAAAGCUCGUACCAUUCGCUGUCGCGCAAGCUCUUCUUGUACUGGGGAUGUUCCUUAACUUCUACUACCACAGCUACAUUAAGCCUCGGCAAAACUCAGCCAGUGAAAACGUAUCGUACACAAAGAACGAGAACGGGAAAAUGCAACCUCGUAAAUACGAAUGAGAAAGAGCGGUGGUUGUAAGCAUUGCAUGCUAGGUUAUUUA